This is a messenger RNA of Solanum tuberosum (potato), 2838 nucleotides long. Its product is annotated as probable LRR receptor-like serine/threonine-protein kinase MRH1. Gene Ontology annotation, biological process: protein phosphorylation. Gene Ontology annotation, molecular function: ATP binding; protein kinase activity. NCBI's taxonomy places the organism in Eukaryota, Viridiplantae, Streptophyta, Magnoliopsida, Solanales, Solanaceae. The coding region runs from base 532 to 2676 and encodes 714 amino acids. The record is from RefSeq and is a predicted model, not a curated record. The transcript is spliced from 14 exons.
AAUUUUCUUCUUCAAUCUCUGUUAUUUCUUUAAUUUUUUUCAAAAAAGAAAAAAAUAAAUUUUGUCCCACCACCUGCAUUUUCCUAUUGCAGUUAUUUGAUUUUUGGCUUUUUUUCAAGAAAUGUGACGAAUUGUCAUUUCCAGUUCUGCAAUAAAAAGCAGAAAAAGAUUUCAUUCUUGUCUGAUAAAAAUUGAAUCUUGGAGAUUAAUCAAUCGAGUUUGUGGAAGUGUUUGGUGAGGGAGAUGUUGUUAUAGUCUAAAUUUUAGAAACUGGGAAAAAUGAGAGACCCCAAUUUUGUCCAUUGUAUCAAUAGGGUUAAUAGUUUUUCUUUUAACUUGUAAUAUAGUUUUACAUUGUAAAAAUUGAAUGAUAAGCAAACAGUGGUGUAUUUGCUCUCCUUUUUUUCAACUUGUUUAUAUUUACGAGUGAAUUCAAUUGUUUGGAGAGUAAUUUUGUACAAGAAAGCUGGCGAUUUUGUAUAGAGUCCUCGCUGUUGACAGAUAUUGUUACUGCCUCAACAACUGAUCCAUAUGGUUGUGCAAGCUAUGGGUGGUAGAUGGAACACUUAUGGAAUCAAAUUGUCGUAUCUCGCUCUUUUGAUUAUCAUUUUGGAUAUUCGCGGUUGUUGUUCUCUUAAUUCGGAAGGAUUGGCACUAUUGAGAUUCCGCGUGAAAGUGGAUUCUGAUCCGUAUGGCAUUCUUGAAAACUGGAAUUCAGAUCAUUGUGACCCGUGCUUGUGGUCUGGUGUCCAGUGUAUGGACGGGAGAGUGCAAAUGUUGGACCUUCAUGGAUAUUCGUUGAAAGGAAAACUCGCAGCAGAACUUGGAAAUCUGACUCACUUAAAAUCACUUGUGCUUUCUGAAAACCGUCUUUUUGGUGCUAUUCCUAAAGAAUUUGGACGCCUCAGAAUGCUGGAAGUGCUUGACAUUAAGAACAACAAUUUGACUGGAAGAAUUCCAGCAGUAAUAGGAGAUUUGCAAUCACUUAGAAGCUUGUUGAUUAGGGACAAUAACUUCGAAGGGAAGAUCCCUUUGGAGAUCAGAAAGCUUCAUCUGCUCUCGGAAUUGCAAUUUGAUGAUUACCUCACCUCUGGUGUUGCUGCCGGAACUGGUUGCAUAAAUAGAAAAUUUGGGCGUUGCAUCUGGCAUGGCAGUUUGUGGCCAUAUAAGACUAUAGGCUCCUUUCUCAGACCAAUUAAAGGGAUGCUAGCAUGGUAUUUUAGUUUUUUCACACUGUUCCCGCGUUUUUUGGAUGCUCAGGCAGACUUCUGCUCUGACAACCUACCAAGUUCAACUAGGCCUCACAAUAUCCACGAUGUAGAGAAUCAAGCAAACAUUGAACGCCGUAAGUUAGCUGAGCAAUCCAGUAACUUUGCUGCUGCUCCUGCUAACGGAGGGAAACCAUUGGGACCUGUUGAUCCUGUUCCAAGCAGCAGAAGUAGUGGUUCAUUUCGUGCUGUGCCAAGUACUGAAGGAGCUCCUCCUCCUCCUCUGACUACACCAUCACGGACCACACCUGAUCAUCAUCCGCCUCCAAAUCCUGGGGGACACUCUAAUGAUGCUGUUAAACAGCCAAUUGCUAGUCAAGCCCCACCUGGUGGAAAGUCUGGAAGUACAUGGAAGUAUAUAGGAAUUGGCAUUGGGGCUUUUCUGGUUGCUGUUUUUGUGUGCCUGAUAAUCAUCUGCAAGAGCAAAGCUGCGCAAACAAUAGGCCCUUGGAAGACUGGAUUGAGUGGACAGCUGCAGAAAGCAUUUAUUACAGGGGUCCCAAAACUAAACAGGCCGGAGCUUGAAAAUGCAUGCGAGGAUUUUAGCAACAUAGUUUGCCAUCAAGAUGCAUUUACAGUCUACAAGGGAACUCUAUCGAGUGGAGUAGAGAUUGCUGUUGUGUCAACUGCUAUAAAUUCUUUGAAAGAUUGGUCCAAGCGUUCUGAAUUGGCCUUCAGGAAGAAGAUCGAUUCACUCUCAAGGAUAAACCACAAGAAUUUUGUUAAUCUAAUUGGAUAUUGCGAGGAAGAUGAGCCUUUCACUAGGAUGAUGGUCUUCGAGUAUGCAACAAAUGGAACACUUUUCGAGCAUCUGCAUGAUGAUGAACUUGAACCUCUUGACUGGCCUGCAAGGGUACGAGCUAUAAUGGGAACAGCAUAUUGUCUCGAGUACAUGCACAAUUUGAAUCCUCCUCUGUCGCAUUCUGAUGUGAAUUCACACUCCAUAUUUUUUACAGACGAUUAUGCUGCUAAGAUUACAGAGCUUGCUUUCUGGUCAGAUAUAAUGGUGAAGUCAAAGUCCUCUAGUGGUGAUCUAGAGAACUCUGAGCUGCGACCACUUUCUGAUCCCGAAACAAACGUCUAUAACUUUGGGAUUUUGUUGCUGGAAGUAAUUUCUGGAAAGUCACCUUAUACGGAACGAGAUUCUCUUAUGAGCUGGGCGGAGCAAUGCCUUAACGAUAGACAGUUGGUUGAUCCAAAAUUGAAGUCGUUCAAGAAUAAUGAGCUUAUGGUUAUGUGUGAGGUGAUGAGAGAAUGUCUUGGAGAAGAUUCAAGGAAGAGACCAACAAUAAAAGAAGUGAUUAAAAAGCUAAGGGAAGCGAUUGAUAUCUCCCCUGAUGCUGCAGUUCCAAGGCUAUCUCCCCUGUGGUGGGCUGAACUUGAGAUCCUAUCCUCUGAGGCAGCCUAAUAUACUGACUAUUGUGUCUACUUUUGUAUGUAAGUAGAGAGUUGCUUUGCUAUGCAUAAAUGUUCUGAAUUAUACUUCACUUAAUGUCAACUGCAAGUCCUGUGUACCACAUUUUUCUGUUCUAAAUAUAUUAGUUCAUUCUUUUAAUACUUCUCUCUGCCU